This is a messenger RNA of Morus notabilis, 495 nucleotides long. RefSeq lists its product as uncharacterized. The record is from RefSeq and is a predicted model, not a curated record. NCBI's taxonomy places the organism in Eukaryota, Viridiplantae, Streptophyta, Magnoliopsida, Rosales, Moraceae. Bases 1 to 495 code for a protein of 164 amino acids. The transcript has a single exon.
AUGGCCUUAAGCAGUCACCACGGGCAUGGUUUGGGAGAUUUGCAAAAGUUAUGUUGGCUACGGGAUACAAACAAAGCCACGGGGAUCAUACAUUGUUCAUUAAGCAUUCUCCUUCAGGGGGGAGUUGCAGCUCUUUUGGUGUACGUUGAUGACAUAAUAUUGACAAGAGAUGAUGUUAGGGAGAAACAAGUCUUGAGUCAGCAUUUGGCGAAGGAAUUUGAGAUUAAAGCAUUACGAAGGUUGAAGUACUUUCUCGAGAUUGAAGUUGCUCACUCGAAGCAGGGAAUCUUCUUUUCUCAACAGAAGUAUGUUACGGAUCUUCUCAAGGAGACUGGCAAGACAACAUGCAAACAAGCGAGUACUCCUACAGAUUUGAAUUUCAAACUUGGGAAAGAAGAGGAGGAUGCCGCAGUGAAUAGAGAAAUGUAUCAACAUUUAGUGGGAAGACUCAUUUACUUGUCUCUCACACACGACCAGAUAUCGCAUAUGCAGUGA